Molecule: messenger RNA, 2319 nt
Organism: Anopheles marshallii
Lineage: Eukaryota; Metazoa; Arthropoda; Insecta; Diptera; Culicidae
Exons: 6
Coding region: 1-2319 (772 amino acids)
Source: RefSeq, a predicted model, not a curated record
AUGGAGGAAGACACAUUCCUGGUGUUAACUUUCGCGACGUCCCUGCUUAGCAUACAAUGCCGUCCCCAGUCGAUACACUUCUUCCCCUAUCGACCGGCAGAGCUUCCAGCAGCGCCAUAUACAUACCCUGCACAUGGGUUUCCGAUCGCGGGUCGGCAAUAUAGUCUACUACCAGUGUCAGUGCCCUUCCCGACCGGUCCAUACCCACCUGGGCCGAUACAAAUCGGCCGGGGUACUUUGUCGGGGGCAGCACUGGAAGAGAAAUCGUCAGAGAUGCUACAAGAACCUAGUGCAAUAAAAACGCAAACAAAAAACAAACCCGCACGGAGUAAGAAACCAAAGCGGGUUAUGAACGCACCCUUCGUACAGGCUCUUCAACAAGCUGAUGGGCAAUUUAAGGUGCAAAAGUACUCGCUGGAAUCGUCAGAAGUGUUACCCAAAAAUGCUCCCCCGCAAACACUACUACCAACGCAGGAGCAGAACCGAAGGCCAGAAGCUCAGCGAGAACACCCGUCAAGUAAUGCUAACCCAGUUGUAGUGACUGCUACCGGUUCUACGACAGCCGAUGCACCAGUCGAUGGUCGUGUACCGGUGGCACCGACCGUCUCUGAGUACUAUCCCUUCUACGGUUAUCCGAUGACCGACAAUCGAGAGGAGGCAUCCCUCAUACUGGAACCCUCGUCGAAGGCCAUCUCCGGCAAUGGAGGUACCGCCAUCUCGACACCCGUCUCACACGCCAUCCUGAAGCAGGGCAGCAGAUCGAAGAUUCUGUUCCGGCCCCAAUCGGUUGCAAUCGUCGGUGCGAACGGGCGUGCCCACGCACAGGCCGAUCUGAUUGUCGAUUACGUGAAUCCGGAGCAUCGUACCGCUACCGAUGUGCUAAAGCUGCCCUUCUAUGGUGGCGCCCGUGGCCAGAUUCUGGAGAUACGCAAAAACAGCGACGGUACAGUGGUGAGCAAGAUACUUCGCGGCGAUGAUGAAGACAUGGAGCUGAAGGUGCAGCAGGUAGCGGACGAACCGACCCCAGUCAAACAGCUGUCCAACGAGCAGACGCUGGAGGCGAGUGACGAGGACCUGAAAGGGACGGAUCAAUCGUUCGGCGACUAUCUGCUGAAGAUACAAAAUGCGGCCGCAUCGCUCGUAUCGCUGCAGGAAACUGUGAAGAAAACGGGCAAACUUUCCCCGGACCAGCGCAGGGUGUACACGGAUAACCUGGAGAAGCUUGGCGUUGCCGCUCAGAAGCUGGCCCACAUCCAACAAGCGGAUGACGAUCAGGACGCGAUACGGUUCCUGUUUGAUUUAUCUGCUUUGACAGCCAACUACGAAACCACUUCGUCUGGAGACUCGCAAAAGAAGAAGGUGUCGGGAAGUAAAAUUACUUCCUUCCCGGGAUACAAGGGCAAGGAAGAAAACAAAAAGAAGGAAGAGGAGGAGAAUGUCGGUGAGGAUAGUUCCAGUGGGGACUCGGUGCAGGUGGAGACACAGGAGAAGGAGUCUUCCAUUGCCGAAGCGAAACCUGUGGGUCUUGCCAUCGCUGGUGAGGGAGGCGUUGCGUCGUCUAAACCGGUGGCAACGGCCGUUGUUGGAGACGGUGGUCUUGCAGUAGCUCGCCCUGUAGCGACUGCCAUCGCUGGUAUUAAACCGAGUGAGUUGGGCAACCUGGGGCUCCCAAUCUCGGUCAACAAGAAGGUGCUGACGAAGGGAAAGUACGGACUCGUUGCUGCUGGUGAUGAAGCUGCCGGAGGAGUUCUCGUUGGGCCUGACUUUGAGGCACGUGUAGCACCGAAAGAGAUCGAAGCCGAGAUCGAAGACAAUCGCCAGCAGGCGAUGGCUAACUUUGAUACGGAGAAGUUUUUGGCCAACCUGCGGCUGAAGACGGCUCCAAGUCCUACUCCAAUCCCAAGUGCAGCACAACCGUUGGGCUCGUAUCAACCGGCUUCGUACCUGCAGCAGACCGUGCCGUACAUGUCAGACUAUGGCGUUAGCCAGAAUGCUUACCCGGUGUACACGCCAAUCAUUCCGUACUAUAGCUGGUCGCCCGGAUACUAUCAACCGUACCAAUCGACUCUGAAUGCACUGACCGCCUACCAGCUAGCAGCCCUGCAAUCUGCCCAGUACAAUCCGUAUCUUUACGGUGGCUAUCAGCAGACACAGCUGCCACAGUCCAUCGGAACGCAGAACCCCUUUCAGCAGUAUGACUAUCCUCAGCGAGCCCUCUACAACCCGACGCCAGUUGUCAGCGCGGCUUCUGCCUACCCGAACUAUAACAAUUAUGCAUCCUUCAGCAACCCUUCGCCAUACCGAUUUUUCUACUAUUAG